Daldinia childiae is the source of this 1062-nucleotide messenger RNA. Its product is annotated as 3'(2'),5'-bisphosphate nucleotidase. Lineage: Eukaryota; Fungi; Ascomycota; Sordariomycetes; Xylariales; Hypoxylaceae. Gene Ontology annotation, molecular function: 3'(2'),5'-bisphosphate nucleotidase activity. The transcript has a single exon. The coding region runs from base 1 to 1062 and encodes 353 amino acids. Gene Ontology annotation, biological process: phosphatidylinositol phosphate biosynthetic process; sulfate assimilation. The record is from RefSeq and is a predicted model, not a curated record.
AUGUCGUCAUACGCCAAAGAGCUCGAAGUAGCACAGCUAGCCGUCCAACGCGCUUCCAUCCUAACCAAGAGAGUCUUCCACGAGAAGGCCAAAGGUACCGUCUCUAAGGAUGACAAGUCUCCUGUUACAAUCGGUGAUUUCGGUGCCCAGGCCCUUAUUAUUAGCGCCCUGAAGGCAAACUUCCCCGACGAUGAAAUUGUUGCCGAGGAAGAAGCUGCUCAGCUACGUCAAGAUAAGAACUUGAAGCAUACAAUCUGGGACUUAGUUUCAACCACUCAGCUUUCCGACCCCGAGGCCGAGAGUCUGCUUGGAGGAGCUAUCGAUAACGAGGAGGCUAUGUUGACUAUGAUUGACUAUGGAAAUAGCAAGGGUGGUGCUAAGGGUCGUAUAUGGGCUAUUGACCCUAUCGAUGGUACCAAGGGCUUCUUGCGUGGUGGCCAAUACGCUGUAUGCCUUGCCCUGAUGGUGGACGGUGAUGUUAAAGUUGGUGUUUUGGGUUGCCCGAACCUCCCUAUUGACGACACUGCUACGUUAACGGGAGGCAUGGAAUCCGGUCAGACAGACGAGGGAAGGGGAGUCCUAUUCUCUGGCGUGUUGGGCCAAGGUGCUACAAGCCGCGCGUUGACUACUGGUGAAUUGGCUAAGGAGAAGAGCAUUUCCAUGAGGGCAAUCACCGACAUCGCAGCAGCAACAUUUUGCGAGAGCGUAGAGGCCGGUCACUCGUCCCACGGAGACCAAGCUGAAAUCGCGAAGCUGCUCGGCAUUACAAACCCUAGCGUGCGGAUGGACUCUCAGGCCAAGUAUGCUUCUAUUGCGCGAGGCGCGGGUGACAUCUACUUGAGAUUACCUGUCAGUGCGACAUACCAGGAGAAGAUCUGGGAUCACGCCGCGGGUGACCUCAUCGUCCGAGAAGCUGGAGGUGCCGUAACAGAUAUUCACGGAAAGUCGUUGGACUUUAGCAUUGGGCGAACACUAUCGAACAACAAGGGUGUCGUCGCUGCUCCUGCUGCUGCCCACCCGCAAGUUCUAAAGGUGGUGCAGGAGGUGCUCUCGAAGAAAUAA